UACAGUUGUUACAUUACAAUUACUGAUAGAUACAGUUGUUACCUUACAAUGACUGAUAGAUACAGUUGUUACCCUACAAUUACUGAUAGAUACAGUUGUUACCUUACAAUUAUUGAUAGAUACAGUUGUUACAUUACAAUGACUGAUCGAUCGAUACAGUUUUGUUAUAUUACAAUUACUGAUAGAUACAGUUGUUACCCUACAAUUACUGGUCGAUACAGUUGCUACCUUACAAUUACUGAUAGAUGCAGUUGUUACAUUACAAUUACUGAUAGAUACAGUUGCUACCUUACAAUUACUGAUAGAUACAGUUGUUACAUUACAAUUACUGAUAGAUACAGUUGUUACCUUACAAUUACUGAUAGAUACAGUUGUUACCUUACAAUAACUGACAGAUACAGUUUUUACAUUACAAUUACUGGUAGAUACAGUUGUUACAUUACAAUUACUGGUAGAUACAGUUGUUACCUUACAAUUACUGAUAGAUACAGUUGUUACCUUACAAUGACUGAUAGAUACAGUUGUUACCUUACAAUAACUGACAGAUACAGUUUUUACAUUACAUUUACUGAUAGAUACAGUUGGUUGUUACCUACAAUUACUGGUAGAUACAGUUGUUACCUUACAAUUACUGAUAGAUACCGUUGUUACCUUACAAUUACUGAUAGAUACAGUUGUUACAUUACAAUCACUGAUAGAUACAGUUGUUACCUUACAGUGACUGAUAGAUACAGUUGUUACCUUACAAUGACUGAUAGAAACAGUUGUUACCUUACAAUGACUGAUAGAUACAGCUGUUACCUUACAAUAACUGACAGAUGCAGUUUUUACAUUACAUUUACUGAUAGAUACAGUUGUUAG
Messenger RNA from Lottia gigantea (owl limpet), 861 nucleotides. RefSeq lists its product as hypothetical. The record is from RefSeq and is a predicted model, not a curated record. The annotation marks the transcript as partial. The transcript is spliced from 3 exons. NCBI's taxonomy places the organism in Eukaryota, Metazoa, Mollusca, Gastropoda, Lottiidae.